Molecule: messenger RNA, 2633 nt
Organism: Hypoxylon trugodes
Lineage: Eukaryota; Fungi; Ascomycota; Sordariomycetes; Xylariales; Hypoxylaceae
Product: putative fungal-specific transcription factor
Exons: 5
Coding region: 122-2398 (758 amino acids)
Biological process (GO): DNA-templated transcription; regulation of DNA-templated transcription
Cellular component (GO): nucleus
Molecular function (GO): zinc ion binding; DNA-binding transcription factor activity, RNA polymerase II-specific; DNA binding
Source: RefSeq, a predicted model, not a curated record
CGCGGAAACAUAAGCCAAGCGAGGAUAGGAACAGUGUUAGGAAGCUGAAAUUCUCUCGUAUGAGUUGACUUAUAUUUGUCGAUAAGAAGGACUAAGGGAAGAAUGCAUGUCACGAUAGUUGAUGGACAUGUCAACGCAUAAAACUACAUCCUCCAGUGGGUCUCAGUCGCCUGCGCAGCGACAAGAACAGGGAGAUGUGGCCUCGCGCCCUCGUCCCGUGAAUCCCAAUCGACGUCGAGAAAAACCUCAACUUUCAUGUAAUUUUUGUCGGCGUCGCAAGUUACGAUGCGAUCGCCAACAGCCAGCAUGUUCAAGUUGCAUCUUGCGGGCCCAACCAUGUACCUAUGUGGACAAUCAGGGCGUCGCCAUGUCGCCCAAUCUAUCCGGCUCAACGACGGCUGUCCCUAGCCUUCACAAUCGUAUUGUGUACCUGGAAGGCCUGGUAAAGUCUCUGAUGCCCAAACGGCAAACCGCGGGGAUCCCGACUAGCAACGGACCACCUUCCGACACGGAUCAUCAUGAUAUACCUACUAAUUCAUCACCCGCUGACGUAUCUAUGGAAGGUCAAUCCGACUACGGAAGUAUGCAUCUAAAUGCCUCGGAGGUUCGCUACGUCGGAGGCGAUCAUUGGGCCGCAAUUUUGGAGAGUAUUGCUGAUUUGAAGGACCAUUUCGACCAAGAGGAGAAUCUCAGGCUUGUUGACACUCCGGAUCACUCUCACGAUGAUAUUACGAGUAAUCCUAUGGAAAGGCCUCAAUCACCGCACGCCCACUUACUCUAUGGGUGUGGACGUGUGGCUUCGCGGGCCGAGAUUCUCGCUGCAUUGCCUCCUAAGGACGCGGUGGAUCGCUAUAUUUCGCGGUUUUUUAACCGCCUGGAUUUGGUUGCUAGUUCCGCCGUCCAUGGCCCUACAUUUGUUCGCGAGUAUGAGACUUUUUGGGCCAAUCCUGCCGAUGCGCCCUCGAUUAUGUGGAUUGGUCUUCUUUUCAGCAUGAUAUGUCUCGCACUUCUGUCAUCAGAUAGUGCCGAAGCAUCUCACGGCGGAGAAGCCGAACAACUGCAAAUCAAGUUAUACCGCGAAAAGAUUGUGCAAUGUCUAAUUCUAGGCGAGUACACGAAGUUGACGCCGUAUAGCUUAGAGACGAUGACGAAUUAUGUUUACAUUGAGUUCGUCAUGAUCACCGACGCCAACAAAGAUAUCUGGUUUCUUCUAGGUUUGGAGGUCAAUCUAGCAUUACGUAUGGGCUAUCAUCGGGAUCCUAGACAUUUCCCAGGAAUAUCUCCACUUCAAGCUGAAAUGCGAAGAAGACUAUGGGCUACCGUUAUGUUAGGCGAUGUUCUGAUCUCAGGCCAAAUGGGAAUGCCGUGUAUGAUUUCGUCGGCGCAAUAUGAUACCGCCGAACCACGUAAUCUCAACGACGACGACCUCGACGAAAACACGACCGAACUACCCCCUUCACGUCCAGAGACAGAGCAUACAACGACUCUUGGCCUUAUAGCGAGAAGAAGGGUAUUAGUAGCCCUCGGAUAUGUUUCUGAACUCGCGGCGUCCGUUGAGACACCUAGCUACGCCGAAGUGAUGCGAGUUGACGGAGUUCUCCGACAGGCUGUAGCUAGUAUUCCUCCGCCCCUGAAGAUGAAGUCAAUAGCAAUUACGGUUACCGACACACCGCAUAUGAUUAUGGCUCGCCUCUUUCUUACCCACCUUCACCUUAAAGGAGAGAUCAUGCUCCACCGACCUUUCCUAUACGCAGAAUCGACCUCGACGGACGAGGACACCUUCGCAUAUUCCCGCAAGGUAUGCCUCGAUGCAUCACUCCGCUCAUUAGAAAUUCAGGAGGUUCUCGAUAGGGAAAUGUGCGCCGGAGGUCUACUCCAUGUACUGCGUUUCCGCGUCGGCUCCCUUAUGAACCACCAUUUUCUGACAGCAACGAUGAUCCUAUGUUCCUUGAUAUACCAUAGGCGGACAAUGGGUCGACAGGAAGAAAUUCUAGCAGCUCUACGGUCGACGAGGAUGAUCUGGAUGCGUCGAAGCGCUAAGUCUAAGGAAGCGAAAAAAGCUGCAGAAACUCUAAGUAUCAUAUUAGCGAAGACGACUGGUGGCGACGAGCACGAUAUGGGCUCUAAAGGAGAUGGUGUUGGUAUUAGGAAGAAUGUAGGAAACGCAUCCGUAAAUUCGUCCACUACCUUUAACGACGCCGGAAUGGGCCUCAGUAAUCAGGGAAUGUUCAGCGACCUGGGAUUUUAUUCACCCAAUUCAUCGGAAUUUCCGAAUUUCGCUGGGUCCCUUGCUUUCCCAGGGCAUCUAGGCUCGAUUUUCGACUUGAAUUUUGGUAAUACUGGUGCGAAUGGAGAAUCGGAGGAUUGGAUGACAAUGGAUGAUACCAACAAUUGGUAGUGAAUAUUUGUGGUAGGUUUCGGAUCUAUCCGACAGCCACCAUCUGCCAGGCGGAUGUUGUUCCGAUGAGCUGAACCCACGGUGAAUGUGCGUCGGAUCUAGAGCCGAAAGUGACUCACCCGGCCGAGUAUAUGCCUUAGGCUAGAUACUGUCGUGAUAUUGCGCAAACAUCUAAAUAUAGGUGGUGCCGUUGGUUCAGGAAUAGAAUAAAAUUAAUCGAGAAUGCACUGAAGUA